UGAAGGCAGCAUUAUUUCCUGUUCAAAGGAUAUAUCGUCAGUACAAGUCAAAGGCAGUUUAAUGUAUUUUCAGCUCAGGUAUUUGCUUGACACGCAGUUUGUAACUUCUUUCCUGAGCUAUGACGCUUUAGAAAGCCAUACAGCAAUGUUUCUGGAAUAUUUCGACGCGGCUGGACGACUCGGAAAUUUAGCGGGCUCUACGAGCGAGUGAGAGACAUGGACAACUCUGUCACCCUGUGGCAGUUCCUUCUCCAGCUCCUUUUGGAUUCCAGCAACGAGCAGCUGAUCUGCUGGACCAAUGAGGAAGGGGAGUUCAAGCUGCUGCAGGCCGAGGAGGUGGCCCGGCUGUGGGGAGCCCGCAAGAACAAGCCCAACAUGAACUACGACAAACUCAGCAGGGCUCUCAGAUACUACUACGACAAGAACAUCAUAAAGAAGGUGAACGGUCAGAAGUUCGUCUACCGCUUUGUGUCCUACCCUGAUAUCCUUAAAGGAGAUGUAGGCACCCGAACGGAGGGAGGGGAUGUGGGUGCUGGAGGUGUCCCUACCCUGAUGAGAAGAGGGGACAGCACCCUACAGGAGGGUGAAUCUGGUGACCGCAGCAAGGUAGGGGGUAACACAGGCGCUCUGAUCUCCAGCACCAAGCAGUCAAACCGUAACGACUACAUCCACUCUGGCCUGUACACUUCAUUUACCCUCAACUCGCUGCAAAAUGGACGCCAGCUCUUCAAAUCCAUUAAAAUAGAGAACCCGGCUGAGAAGAUGGCUGAAAAGAGGGGUCUCUCCUCUGCCACUCAGAGCCAGGAGCCUCAACCGCCACAGACAGCUGCGUUGCCGUCCGUCAUUAAGUUCGGAAACACCCCUCUAAAGCCGGCGCCGCCUGCUCAGGUCGCCAUAGAGUCAACCAUCAUUUCCACUCAGCUGGAGCCUCUGCAAGCUCCACCCCCAAGAGCGGAAGACAUCAGCACACACUCCAGCCUGCCGUCCCAGCACAUGUACUCGUUCGAACACAUCCGCCCGUCAGAAUCGCACUUCAGCCUGCCGGACCUGACCUCGGCCACGCCGUCCCCGAGCUUAGUUCCCGACUCCUCCCAGGAGCUGGUGAUCGACAGCGACAUGGAGUCCGGAUCUUCUCAGCCUGCAGACGCUCUGCCACUGGAACCCACAGAUGCUCAGGCAGAGAGGUUGGAAAGUGGUAGCGGUUUGUCCGGAGACGAGACCAUCAUGGUGGACGCCGAUACCAGUUCGUCGUCGGUGAGCAGCAGCAGCACCACAGUCUGCACUCAGAGCUCAGGAAAGGCACGCAAGCCACCCAAAAUCCUGCAGAUCAGCCCGCCAACGCUGCUGGUCACUACCUCUGACUUCUCCCCCAUGAGUCUGUGCAGCCCCUCUCUACCCACCGCCUCUCUCACACCAGCAAUGCUACAGACUCCUACUCUCUUGCUGACUCCCAGUCCCCUCCUGUCCAACAUCCACUUCUGGAGCACGCUCAGUCCCGUGGCUCCGCUCAGCCCUGCCACACGACGCCAGGGAGCCCACCUGUUCCAAUUCCCGUCAGUCCUCACCCCACAGUUCCAGAUCCCCAUGCACAGCAUGGAUGGGACCAACACGCCUGGCCCCAUUUCCCCAGACCCUCAGAAGACAUAGGGUCAACCCCCUCCCCCCUUCCCCCUCCACUAUUUCGCUGCAUUAGAUCCCAGACAGUCAGACAUUGCCCCCUCCUCCCCCACAUCCAGGACUAUGAUGUGGGAGCUGAGUCAUUGCCAUUCCUCAUCACUCUGGUGCUUUAACAUCCUCUGCCACACACAUAAAGUCACACUACAGUCAAGAUGUGUGGAGGGAUGUGGAGAGAUGCUGGCAGUCCAGGUUCGAUGGAGGCUUGUUUCAUAGCACUUACACCCUGAGGAUGCUAUUCUGUACACACGCACACACAACACAGACACACACACACACACACACACAC
Messenger RNA from Scomber japonicus (chub mackerel), 1963 nucleotides. RefSeq names its product ETS transcription factor ELK4 (gene elk4). Gene Ontology annotation, molecular function: DNA-binding transcription factor activity, RNA polymerase II-specific; sequence-specific DNA binding. Gene Ontology annotation, biological process: cell differentiation; regulation of transcription by RNA polymerase II. Gene Ontology annotation, cellular component: nucleus. The record is from RefSeq and is a predicted model, not a curated record. Bases 217 to 1647 code for a protein of 476 amino acids. Lineage: Eukaryota; Metazoa; Chordata; Actinopteri; Scombriformes; Scombridae. The transcript is spliced from 6 exons.